Messenger RNA from Verticillium alfalfae VaMs.102, 1977 nucleotides. RefSeq lists its product with no specific name. The transcript has a single exon. Bases 1 to 1977 code for a protein of 658 amino acids. NCBI's taxonomy places the organism in Eukaryota, Fungi, Ascomycota, Sordariomycetes, Glomerellales, Plectosphaerellaceae. The record is from RefSeq and is a predicted model, not a curated record.
AUGUCGUUCGUUGCGCCAAUUCAUUCCCCGGACCUGCCUCGUCAGCCCGGCCCUGUUCGAAAGUCGACCAAGCAUUUCAAGUGCCCAUGCCCGGAUUGUUCGUGCACGUAUAUCGAGCCUGCGGGACGUCCAGCGGAGGUUGAGUGCUUCUACCCGAACGAAGACCAAGGCGGGGACAAUAACAGAGGCAACGCCGUUACGCGCUGGCUGGAUGCCGCUGCUGAUGCCUACACGACCAAACUAUGCGAAUACCUGCUUGCCAUGUUCUCCAAGGGUAACGUGACGUACAAUUUUGCUGAUCUCGUCGAACGUUGGAAAGUCUGCAACGUCGAAUCGGCCUGCGUUUUUGAUCCGCAACAUUUUGACACGGCUCGAGUUUGUGACUGUCAAGAGUCCAACACAGCGCCCGAGCUGAGGAAUACGAGCCACGCCAUCCGCUGCCGCUCCGCUCGUCGCGCCAUAGCUGAUGACGAGGUCGUCUUGGAGACGUAUGCACAGGUGGCACCACUACCAACAGCUGCCUCCACACGCAGAGCGCUCAAGCGCGACUAUCAAGACAAACACCCUCCUAUCCAAGCAGCCUACCCAUUCAACGGGGUCCCCGUCUUGCCGAUUGCAGACUGGAUCUGUGACGAGCACACAUGCACGCCAGAAGAGCUCUUUGCACGCAUCGACGAUGCCGUUCAGAGUUUUGAGAGCGAGGACAACUGGGACAUUAUUCACAAGGGCGAAGGAGGCUCGAGUACAUGCGGCCUUGCACAGCGUAUCGAGGUCCUCUCGACUGUGGCCGUUCUACUAUCCGAAGACAACGGGCUGCCUAGGCGACAGGUCCAAAAGAUCUUUCUGAACUUAAUGAACCUCUUGCGGCCUAUGGAUGUCUUUUUCACCGGACCUUCCGUCAUUGAGAGCUACGGGCCCGCCAUGCUGGCUCUGCUUCAACUAGGAACAUUCUUCGAUGGCCACCAGCGUGGCGGGAAUGCUCUGCUCGACCCUGACCGCUUUCGAAAUCUCGUCCUCGCCCUGAAACAGAAGCGGAGUAUUCGAUUUACGGAUGAACUUAUGUUUGACGAGGCAAUCCAAGGAACGAUAGCCGAAGCGGUUUUCAAGCAAGAGCUCGAUGCCGACAACAGCAUUGUAUGCCUGCUUUGCAAAGACAAGCUUGUUGCCCACGACCGGACAUAUCUCGACCAGAAAGCCGCCGAACACUCAGAAAACUACAGGGAAGGUAGCAUUGCUGUUCGCGUCAAAUGUCAGGGUCGGCAUGUUUUUUGCAUCAAGUGUUGGCUGGGUUUUUGGAAGUCACAGACGGCUAAUGGCCGGCCCAAGGUGCAAUGCCACGCUUGUGACGAGGAGUUGCCCCUCAAGCAACUAGAACCGACUGUCUCAAUCGUAGACGCAGACUAUUUUGACCCCGCCAACACGCUGGGUUCCGGAGAGCCUCGACUGAACUGGGCCUCACUGGCUGCGGUUCCGCGGCACCCGCAGGAUUGGGGCGUAUGGGAUCCGCUCCUCGGCGCAAAUUACGAGCCACGGGCGGCUCCUCCUCCGCAGGGACUCUCAGAUUCGCAACUAACAAACACUACGCGCAAUGGUUUGCCGUUGCCAUUGAGGAAGUUGCGGCUUCGCGCGGUUGAUGAGAUGAACUGGGUGGGCCGCGGCACGUGGCUGGACGAUGGCAGCUUCCGCACGACGGCCCAGCGUGUCGCCAUCGGUGGUCCUCUGUUUGAGCCACAGCUCGGCAGCGUUUCUACCUUUGUGGGUGACAUUCCGGCGGCACGGCGAGGCAGUGCUGGGCGUGCUGGGUGGACUGCGGCAGUGAUGGCUGCAACUCAAAGCGCACAGGCCAACACAGGAAUACAAGUCAGAAAAGGGGUUCGCUAUCUGGGUCACACGCUUGCGCAGAGCCGUGCUGCCUAUCUGGAGAGGAGGAAGAAUAGAAUGGCAGGCAGAAUGCGUUUCGGGGCAGGUCAUGCUUAG